This is a messenger RNA of Annulohypoxylon maeteangense, 3975 nucleotides long. Its product is annotated as armadillo-type protein. Bases 112 to 3759 code for a protein of 1215 amino acids. Lineage: Eukaryota; Fungi; Ascomycota; Sordariomycetes; Xylariales; Hypoxylaceae. The transcript has 2 exons. Gene Ontology annotation, cellular component: U2-type prespliceosome; U2 snRNP; catalytic step 2 spliceosome. The record is from RefSeq and is a predicted model, not a curated record. Gene Ontology annotation, biological process: spliceosomal complex assembly. Gene Ontology annotation, molecular function: mRNA binding.
GAGCCUCGUCAGCGCAUGAAAUCUCGUUCAUCGCCAACCAGCCGUCUCCUCUUCCCGCUUCCCGCUUCCAUCUAAAAAAGGUCAAGAUAGCAUCCGGCUGAAUGAUCCAACAUGGCGGACGCUGACUUCGAGGCCGUUAGAAAGCUUCAGGCUGAGCGGAACGCUGCUGCAGCUGCAAAGAAAGGAUCUCGCGGUCGCGAUCCUAACAGCCAGAGAUCCGAGAGCUCGACUAAGGCGAAGCUGACCGAAUCUUUCGAUACCGACCUCUACGAGCGCGAUGGAGGUGACAAAUAUGCAGGAUACCUCACCUCCAUCCCCGCGGGCGAUGGAGAAGAUGAAGAGAUGGAUGAUGUUGACAACUCACGUCGUCUAGUUGGCCAGUACACGGCAACACGCGCCCAGAUUGACGAAUUUGCACACGGUGAUGGGGUCGAAGAAGAUGAUCCUUUCGCUGGCAGAGGUGAAAAUAGCACAAGAAUCAUCGAUCGCGAAUCCGACUACCAUAAGCGCCGCUUCGAUCGCGUUCUUACACCAACAAGAGCCGAUGCCUUUAAUCGCCAGGGAGGUGCCGCCGAGGAUGGGGAUACGUACCGAGAUAUUAUGGAGCGGAGAGAGAUAGAGAGGGAGGAAGAACGCGUUAAGCGCGCUAUACAGGCAAGGCGGGAAGGAAAAGAAGCCGACGAUGAUCAUCAAGCAAUUCUCAAGGAUGGGGACAAGGAGAACUCAGAGGCAGGAUCUACUGACGCUGUGGCAUCUGGACGUAAGCGCAAGAAGAGGUGGGAUGUUGCAUCGACAGCUGUAGAUGAGCCUUCGUCUGAACCGGCCGAAGGCAAAUCUAAAAGGUCUAGAUGGGAUCAGGCGCCAUCACUUGCUACUCCUGGUGCUGCGGAUGGGGCUAAGAAGAGAUCACGAUGGGACCAGGCGCCAUCUGCAACCCCCAUCGGCAAUAGCGGCCUAGUUACGCCAAUGCACACAUCCUCAAUGGGAGCCGGCGCUGUCAAAACAGAUAUGCCCGGCCCUCCUGGCCUGCUAGGUGACGAAGAGUUGGACGCGUUGCUCCCUGGUGAGGAGCAGGGCUACAAGACCCUCGAUCCGCCUCAAGGAUAUUCUACACAUCCCCCCCUUCAUCGGGUUGCAGCUACGCCGCUACCACAGAAUUACGGCGGCUUCAUGAUGCAGGAUCCGGAAAGUACAAGACUAGGAGGAAGCCAGAUGCCAAAGGAAAUCCCAGGCGUUGGAGAACUACAGUUCUUCAAGCAAGAAGAUAUGGCCUAUUUCGGCAAACUAGCGGAUGGCUCCGACGAAAACAGUUUGAGCGUCGAUGAAUUAAAAGAGCGGAAGAUUAUGAGGCUCCUUCUCAAGAUCAAGAAUGGCACACCUCCUAUGCGAAAGACUGCUCUUCGACAGCUCACAGACAACGCAAGGCAGUUUGGUGCUGGCCCCCUGUUUAACCAGAUUCUCCCUCUUCUGAUGGAGAAGACAUUAGAAGACCAGGAACGCCACUUACUCGUCAAAGUAAUCGACCGUAUACUCUGGAAGUUGGACGACCUUGUUCGACCUUACGUUCAUAAGAUUCUUGUCGUCAUUGAGCCACUUCUCAUUGACCAGGAUUACUAUGCCAGAGUUGAGGGUCGAGAGAUCAUAUCCAACCUCAGUAAGGCUGCUGGUCUUGCCACGAUGAUCAGCACAAUGAGGCCAGAUAUUGAUCAUGUUGAUGAGUACGUGCGGAACACAACGGCUAGAGCCUUCGCAGUGGUAGCCUCAGCGCUCGGUAUCCCUGCACUCUUACCUUUCUUACGUGCCGUGUGUCGAAGCAAAAAGUCAUGGCAAGCUCGUCAUACUGGUGUCAAGAUCGUACAACAGAUUCCUAUCUUGAUGGGAUGUGCUGUGCUGCCUCACCUGAAGGGACUGGUGGACUGCAUAGGACCGAACCUAAACGACGAGCAGACAAAGGUGCGAACAGUGACCAGUUUAGCCAUUGCCGCUCUUGCUGAAGCGUCAAACCCUUACGGUAUUGAAAGCUUCGAUGAUAUCCUAAACCCUCUAUGGACCGGUGCCCGCAAACAGAGGGGUAAGGGUCUCGCUGGCUUUCUCAAGGCUGUUGGCUACAUCAUUCCGCUCAUGGACGAAGAGUACGCCAACUAUUAUACUGCACAAGUGAUGGAUAUUCUCCUCCGAGAAUUUUCGUCACCAGAUGAGGAGAUGAAGAAGGUUGUGUUGAAGGUCGUUUCACAGUGUGCGGGUACCGAGGGCGUAACAGCGGGUUACCUUAAAGAACAUGUUCUCGACGAGUUCUUCAAAAGUUUCUGGGUUCGGCGAAUGGCUCUUGAUAAGCGAAACUAUCGACAAGUGGUCGAGACAACCGUUGAUAUUGGCCAAAAGGUCGGCGUCAGCGAGAUAUUGGAGCGAAUCGUCGGUAACUUGAAGGACGAGAGCGAGGCAUAUCGCAAAAUGACCGUCGAGACCGUCGAAAAGGUGGUUGCUGGCCUGGGAGCCGCAGAUAUUGGAGAGAGGUUGGAAGAACGACUUAUCGACGGUAUCCUUCAUUCCUUCCAGGAGCAAAGCGUCGAAGAUAUCAUCAUGCUUAACGGUUUCGGUACCGUGGUCAACGCCCUAGGUACGCGUUGUAAGCCAUACCUACCCCAAAUAGUGUCAACUAUCUUGUGGCGACUCAACAAUAAAUCGGCAACGAUUCGUCAGCAAGCCGCGGACCUUAUCAGCAGAAUUGCGAUAGUCAUGAAGCAGUGCGGCGAAGAUGCGCUUAUGGGCAAGCUAGGUGUCGUUCUAUACGAAUACCUAGGAGAGGAGUACCCUGAGGUUUUAGGUUCCAUCCUCUCAGCGCUCCGAAGUAUCGUCACCGUUGUUGGUAUCAGCCAGAUGCAACCCCCUAUUAAAGAUCUACUACCACGUCUAACCCCCAUCCUACGAAACCGACAUGAAAAGGUGCAGGAGAACACGAUCGACCUCGUCGGUCGAAUCGCUGAUCGUGGACCAGAGAGUGUAAAUGCAAGAGAGUGGAUGCGAAUUUGCUUCGAGUUACUUGACAUGCUCAAGGCACACAAGAAGGGCAUUCGGAGAGCAGCCAACAAUACAUUCGGUUUCAUCGCCAAGGCAAUCGGACCUCAAGACGUGUUAGCAACCUUGCUAAACAACUUACGAGUACAAGAGCGACAGUCUCGAGUAUGUACAGCUGUUGCAAUCGGUAUCGUCGCCGAAACUUGUGCACCCUUCACCGUUCUCCCUGCCCUGAUGAACGAGUAUCGGGUCCCCGAACUCAACGUCCAGAAUGGUGUGCUGAAGUCGUUAUCAUUCCUUUUCGAAUACAUUGGAGAAAUGGCCAAGGAUUAUGUCUACGCAGUUACACCACUUCUAGAGGAUGCUCUUAUCGACCGUGACCAGGUUCAUCGGCAGACAGCUGCAUCUGUGGUCAAGCACAUCGCUCUAGGGGUGGUUGGUUUAGGGUGUGAAGAUGCCAUGGUCCAUCUUCUCAACCUCCUGUGGCCUAACUUAUUCGAGACCAGCCCACACGUCAUCGACCGAAUUGUGGAAGCAAUCGAGGCCAUCAGGAUGGCCGUCGGACCCGGUCUAGUGCUAAAUUACGUGUGGGCAGGCUUGUUCCAUCCCGCCCGCAAGGUUCGGCAGCCUUACUGGCGACUCUACAACGACGCGUACGUGCAGGCUGCCGAUGCCAUGGUGCCCUACUACCCUAACCUAAACGAAGAGGGCAUCGAUAGGCCUGAAUUGGCGAUCGUGCUAUGAUUUGCGGGUAGUUUUUAAAAAUAACAGUGAUAGCAUUGCUUUGGCUUACUUGGUUCGGGGCAGGAGCUGGUGGUGUAUAAUAAUAUGCUUAGGUAGAUUAAAAAAACCGGCGAAUUAAUGAGGAGACUUCUUUGUAAGGCGUUAAGCUUGCAACGGGAUACAACUUGGCUACGUGAAGGUACAUUAUGUCCUAAGCAUAGAUCACACCCCCCAAAC